Pelobates cultripes (western spadefoot toad) is the source of this 504-nucleotide messenger RNA. The record is from the annotation of a GenBank genome assembly. Lineage: Eukaryota; Metazoa; Chordata; Amphibia; Anura; Pelobatidae.
AUGCUUAAGAUCCUACAAGCUCGACUCAAACAAUAUAUGGCUCAGGAAUUACCAGAUGUAAAAGCUGAGUUCCGCAGAGGACGAGGCACAAGAGAUCAAAUUGCCAAUGUACGAUGGAUAAUAGAGAAAGCCAGAGAGUUCCAGAAAAACAUCUACUUCUGCUUCAUAGACUAUUCUAAAGCCUUUGACUGUGUGGAUCACAACAACAUGUGGCAAGUUCUUAGAGAGAUGGGAGUACCAUAUCAUCUCAUCCGCCUCCUGAGGAAUCUGUAUGUGGACCUAAAAAACACAGUCAGAACCGAACAUGGGACAACUGAAUGUUUCAAGAUUGGGAAAGGAGUGCGACAAGGUUGUAUAUUGUCACCUUAUUUAUUCAACUUAUAUGUGGAAUACAUAAUGCAUAAGGCUGGGCUGGAUGAAUCCAAAGCCGGAAUCAAUAAUCCUGGAAGAAAUAUCAACAACCUCAGAUCCGCGGAUGAUACUACUCUGAUGGCUGAAAGUUAG